AUGGCCACGCCCCUUUCGUCCCGCCCCCGCCAUUACUGCACCUCUUAUCACUGUACCUCUUAUCACUACCUCUUAUCACUGCACCUCUUAUCACUGUACCUCUUAUUCACCGUACUCUUAUCACCUCUUAUCACUGUACCUCUUAUCACUGUACCUCUUAUCAUCACCUCUUAUCACUGUAUCACACCUUCUAUCAUCACUUCUAUCACCGUCUUCUUAUCAUCCUCUUAUCACUGCACCUCUUAUCACUGUACCUUAUCACCGCCUCUUAUCACUGCACUCAUCACUGUAUCACUGCACCCUAUCACGUACCUCUUAUCACUGCACCUCUUAUCACUGUACCUCUUAUCACUGUACCUUCUAUCACUGUACCUUAUCACUGUACCUCUUAUCACUGUACCUCUAAUACUGUACCUUUAUCACUGUACCUCUAUCACUGUACCUCUUAUCACUGUACCUUUUAUCACCGUACUCUGGUACCGUACCUUUUGGUACCGUAAUUCUUGUACCACCGCACCUUAUACCGUACCUCUUGGUACCGUACUUAUUGUACUCUUGUUACCGUACCUUUUAUCACCGUACCUCUGGUACCAAACCUGGUACCUGUGUACCCUUUGUUACCGUACCUUUUGGUCCGUACCUUGUUACCGUACCUUUGGUACCGUACCUUGUACCGUACCUUUAUUGUACCGUACUUGGUAUCCGUAA
Brugia pahangi is the source of this 708-nucleotide messenger RNA. The record is from the annotation of a GenBank genome assembly. Lineage: Eukaryota; Metazoa; Nematoda; Chromadorea; Rhabditida; Onchocercidae.